UAUCUGUUGACCGUGGCAUAUUUUGUCAUUGAGUUAGCAUCUCAACGUUAUCGUGCACUUAGGGGCUGGAAUAACAACAGUAAUUUAGAAUGUUUUUUUUUUCCCCAUCCAGGUAUCAGGCUGCUUCGGGCACAUCAGCCAAACAUUCCUUGCUCAGAUAGAGGGGUGCAAUGGGCAGCUCCCCAAGUGUUCUGAACUCGAGCGCCAAUAAAGCCGUGGUUGUUGAGUCCGUUGCUCAGUCACGUACCGCCGUCAAAAGGGGGACACGGGCGAGUUCCACCCUCGAGGUAGUGGGUGCUCAGCCGUACGACAUAAACAUCUCUGGACAGAAAGAUCGAGAAGAUAAUGACGAGAGAUCGCAGGACAACAGGCUUUAUAUUGACUUUGAGGAUAUGAAAGCCGAUGAAGUAUCAUUGAUAUUUGAUACCUUUGUACAUGACAAUGGCAUGUGUUACUCCUGCAUCAUGCAAGAUGGAGUGCGGUUGUACUUUGAUGAAAACAGGCCACACAUGGGUAUGAUUCCAUUUCCCGAAGAGUGGGAAAAUCAGGGGACAUUUUUUAAUGACGCAUCUCAAAAUAAAGGCCCGUCUGCCGGCAGGGGCAGUGGGCACGAGGACCUUCACAAAGCGCGUGCCCACAAUGUCAGCGCCAACAUGAUGGAGGACGACCGCAUCGGAAUGUUCCAUCACCCGACCAAAGGCGAGCUGACAACGUAUUUGUUCGAGGAGAGGAGAACGAUUUGCAAGUUCUUUGAUGAAGAAAGCGGAGCCUGGCUGCAUGUCCCAGCACAGUGGGAGUGCCGUUUGGAUUUUGUUCGGAGCAAAUUGGCCUUCGUCCAAGCAGCCAUCCCAGGCUGGAAGGACCAAUCAGGCAUUGUGGCGAUGCUCAGACAGUGCAACUACGAUGCUGAUGAAGUUGUUUCGAACUACACCGCUCUCUACGGUGAUGACGUAAAAAAAGCAUCUCCAGCAAAUGUUACGGCCGAGCUGAAGACGCAAGGGGCCUUGGAUGACACACGCAAGCAGCUGCGGGAAACGCAGGAGCGACUGGAAGGAUCCCUAAGGCAGGUCGCCGAACUUCGGCAAGAGAAACAAUGCAUGGAGGUCAAAGUUCACGGUCUGCAGAGUCAAGUGGCAUCGGCGGAGGUCCAUUGCCAGCAGGUGGAGAGCCGGCUGCAGGCCUUCCUGUCCAACAGGCCCAAAACGCCGGCAGUGACGUCCGUUAGAAAGGCAACCAUCCCGUCAAGACUGCUCGUCAACAGCCACGGGACGACACUGAGGCGGACGCAGGGAGAGGCCCGUGGGCUGUCGCUGCUCGGAGCGCAGCUCUCCGACGGUGCCCGUCGCGACUUGGGGGAGCUGGGUCGACUGAUCCAGAGCCUGGCCUCUGCGGUGCGUCGCAUGGCCGGGCUAGCGGCGGCGAGCGCCGGCUCGCUGGACGAGGCGCGAUCGCUGUACCGGCGCGAGGCCUUGCAGCGGAGGCUGCUGCACGACCAGCUCACGGAACUGCGUGGGAACAUCCGCGUGUUUUGCCGCGGCAGGCCCGGCGCGCCCGACGGCGGCGUGCCCGGCCUGGAGUUUUCUCCGUCGGCAGGCGAGGUUCUGGUUAUGCAGAGCGAGGGCAAAACGACGUCGUUCGCCUUCGAUCAGGUCUUCCCUCCCAACGCCACGCAGGAGCAAGUCUUUGCAGACACACUGCCACUCAUCACCUCCUGCGUGGACGGCUACAAUGUGUGCAUCCUCGCCUAUGGCCAGACCGGCUCCGGCAAGACCCACACGAUGAUGGGCACCUCCAACGCUCCAGGCGUGAACGUCCGGUCUGUAAAAGAGCUUCUUAACAUCUGCAAAGAAAGGCACAAUGUCAAGUAUACUUUGAAGAUCUCCAUGCUGGAGAUUUACAAUGAGACUGUGAGGGACCUCCUCGGCAAGCCGGGCUCAGGCCCCCUCGAAGUGCGUGGCCAGGCCAGGAGCGUUACCGUGCCGGGCCUGACCACAACGAUCGUGACCUCGGAGGAAGACAUUGUGCGCGUGAUGGAGACCGCCCAUAAGCACCGCACCGUGGCCUCCACCAAGAUGAACAUCCACAGCUCCCGCUCGCAUUUGCUGACGACACUCAGCUUGGAGGGGCUCGAUGUGGUCUCCGGCUCUGCUUCCCACGGCUCAUUGAUUCUGGGUGACCUGGCCGGCUCAGAGAGGAUCUCUCGAACGGAGGCAACCGGCCAGAGACUCGUGGAGGCUGCAGCCAUUAACAAGUCCCUGACGUCACUGGGGCAGGUGUUCCUAGCCCUACGCAAUGGCUCCUUGCACGUGCCCUACCGGAACUCCAAGCUCACCCACCUCCUGCAGCCAGCCCUGGGUGGGAACGCAAAGGCGUGUGUGUUUGUCACCGUGAGCGCGGACGACGCAAACCGCGGAGAAACGCUGAGUACCUUGCAGUUCGGUUCCUCCAUCCGUCAGGUGGCACUGGGCGCCGCUGCGCAACGAGUUACUCCGGCCAGAACCAAGCCCUGAGCUGGGCGCGCCCGUGGAUCGCCGCCGCUGCCUUCCCAGUGUCUAGGCGUUGUCUGCAGGUAUCGUCGUUCAGCCGCGGUCAAUCCACCGCUUGGGUGAAAGCGUGGUGAAACCGCAGCCGCCUCUCAUGACCCUGCGUUGUAUUAAUCGACUCGGCACCACCUGCGCGCCAACAAAGGAGCUUCUUCACAGCUCGUCGGACUCCUGAUUCUAAGCUGAUUAAGGGAAUCACGAUGUAUACAAUAGGCUGAUACGAACCAACGUGUGAAAUGUGCUUAUGAAGAAUUGUAUAUUGGAAUUUGCUUGCAAGCAAUAUCCAGUAUAGUACUCGAUCAAGAUUGAGCCACAUUUGUAGUUUAUUAGUGGGACAUCCCAACACACGUAGCUCUGUGUGUGCAGCCGGUGCCGCUAUUGUGUUUGAAACCUUUCCAGAUCUCUUGAAGAAUGCCCACAGCAGCUGUCUACCCAGCAGUAUGAAGGAGUAACCCCACCGUCGAUUGGCAGGUCGGGUGCGGUGGGAUAAAUUGUGGGUACUCACACCACUUCCAAGACAUCUGGUCAGCAUGGAAGCGUUGGCCAAGUUACCCUCGAGGGGAGGCCCUUCUGCCAUCAGUGGCAUACGCAAGGCAUUUCAGGGCUGCAUCUUUGUGCUCUUCAUAAUAUGCCGUACGUUUCAGUGUGCCAAACAUAGUUAUUACUAUUUCAUAUUCUUACACAGUUAUUACUCUUUGGUUCUUUCGGUAAAGUCACGUAGAAAGGAAAUAAAUUAGAUAAUAGUUAUUUUCUUUAAUAAUUCUCAAUACUAAUUUAUUUUCUUUCCACUUGACUUUACCGAAAGAACCAACGAGUAAUUCCUGCAGUCAGGAAAGCUUCAAAUCUAAUUUGACACACAGUUAUGUUUUGAUAAAUCCGUUGUGAUUCAAGCCGCUUUUUCACACGUGCUGUUGCACUUCAGGGACUAUGGAAAAAAAUCAAAAUAAUGAUUUAAAAAAAAAAUGUGUUUAUUACGAAAAUGCGGCGUGAUUAACGGCUUUGUCUCGUAAACAAAAAAGUAGGAAUGAGCGUGAACACGUGAGUCACCCUUCACGAGGCAGCAGCAGGCUAGGGCACCUAACGAGGGCUCGAUUUAUCCCCUCGAUUGCCUGUAGCUUUCGAAAACUUGUGCACAGACGACUCUGUCGCAUUGCCCGCUCUAUUCGUAGCCGCUCUCUCUAAGUUUCGCGAGCGAGAUCACCAGCGGUGAGUGGGUCGGGACUGGGGUACGUUCUGUUCGGACGUGACCAGACGCACACCCAGCAAGGGUGCGACCCCCUCCUGAAUAACCGACAUGCUCGUGCAUACGCUUCCAACUCUCGAGCACAAGACCGUCUAUCGGGGCGUGAUUCAAGCACGCCCCGCACGGCCCCUCACCUUCGCGGAAUCGUUCGGUCAUUCCUACGCGGUGAGGCAUUCAAGGCAACGGUGGCUUUUGAAAGAAGCGACAAGGACCGUAUAAUCCGGCGUGGAACAAUUCAACCCAAUUGUUCCAAUUCAUAAAGAAAUGGCCCCAUUUUGUAGUUGACAGUGGCGUUGUCUUUGUACCGUUCGCCUUUUGGCAUUCUCUGGUCUGACACUGGUAGUGAGACUAGGCCUGAAAGAAAGCUGUCUCUGGUGUAGACCAGCCAGUUUCAAAGACCGCGUAUUAUAAUCAGGGCAUGUUUUGUGUGCAUGUUCACUACAAGUGUGUGCGGCUAACGCAGACAUGAUUCCUUGCAAAAAGGUUUCUAUUUGGUGUUUAAACAUCUUAACACAACUGUUUAAUUGCCAG
Messenger RNA from Petromyzon marinus (sea lamprey), 4317 nucleotides. RefSeq lists its product as uncharacterized. The record is from RefSeq and is a predicted model, not a curated record. Lineage: Eukaryota; Metazoa; Chordata; Hyperoartia; Petromyzontiformes; Petromyzontidae. Gene Ontology annotation, cellular component: microtubule cytoskeleton. Gene Ontology annotation, molecular function: ATP binding; microtubule binding; microtubule motor activity. Gene Ontology annotation, biological process: microtubule-based movement.